GUUACCCCCACUUCCUGUUACCCCCACUUCCUCUUUACCCCAUCCACUUCCUGUUAACCCCACUUCCUGUUACACCCACUUCCUGUUAACCCCACUUCCUGUUACCCCCACUUCCUGUUAAAUCCACUUCCUGUUACACCCACUUCCUGUUAACCCCACUUCCUGUUAACCCCCCCCACUUCCUGUUAACCCCCCCCACUUCCUGUUAACCCCACUUCCUGUUAACCCCCCCCCCACUUCCUGUUCUCCUCCCAUAGAUGGCGGAUGGCGGCGGCCAACCACAACUGCGCCAGCCGGCCAAGCUGACCGAGGCCUUCAAGUACUUCGUGCAGGGAAUGGGAUACAUGCCGUCGUCGGCCAUGACACGUCUGUCCCGUUCCCGCACCGCGUCCGUUUCCAGCUCGACUUCCGGUGGUGACGGAGACAAGAUGGCCGACAGGAAACGGACCUUGUCCAGGGGGAGCAUCGGGGGGGGGGUGGGGAACAGCCCUGCCCCAUAAGUCGCCCCAUAAGUCACCCCAUAGAGACCCCAGACCCAUAAGUAACAUGCC
Molecule: messenger RNA, 551 nt
Organism: Coturnix japonica (Japanese quail)
Lineage: Eukaryota; Metazoa; Chordata; Aves; Galliformes; Phasianidae
Source: RefSeq, a predicted model, not a curated record